Amblyraja radiata (thorny skate) is the source of this 3855-nucleotide messenger RNA. RefSeq names its product cyclin dependent kinase 2 (gene cdk2). Bases 161 to 1072 code for a protein of 303 amino acids. Gene Ontology annotation, biological process: regulation of gene expression; regulation of G2/M transition of mitotic cell cycle; protein phosphorylation. Gene Ontology annotation, molecular function: cyclin binding; cyclin-dependent protein serine/threonine kinase activity; ATP binding. The transcript has 7 exons. Lineage: Eukaryota; Metazoa; Chordata; Chondrichthyes; Rajiformes; Rajidae. The record is from RefSeq and is a predicted model, not a curated record. Gene Ontology annotation, cellular component: nucleus; cytoplasm; cyclin-dependent protein kinase holoenzyme complex.
UGGAACUGAAAGAGCGCGGGAAAGGCAGUGUAAUGGCGCGCCGCUAACGGUUGCGAUACUGUCCGUUUUCAAGCCCGGCUGAAAGUUACCAUCCGCCGCGCCGGAGACCCCUCCCCAAGAUCAACUCGAGUGCAGGGGAGGGGGGGGAAACACCGAGAGGAUGGACAACUUCCAGAAAGUGGAGAAAAUAGGGGAAGGGACGUACGGGGUGGUUUACAAAGCGAAAAACAAAGACACGGGAGAAGUGGUGGCCCUGAAGAAAAUCCGACUUGACACGGAAACAGAGGGUGUUCCAAGUACAGCAAUACGAGAAAUCUCCCUUCUCAAGGAACUGAACCAUCCUAACAUCGUCAAGUUACUUGAUGUCAUUCACACGGAGAAUAAGCUCUAUUUGGUCUUUGAGUUUCUGCAUCAGGAUCUGAAGAAAUUCAUGGACGUCUCCUCGGUCACUGGGAUCCCGUUGCCGCUCGUCAAGAGUUACCUAUUUCAGCUGCUACAGGGGCUUGCGUUCUGCCAUUCGCAUCGAGUGCUUCACCGUGACUUGAAGCCCCAGAACUUGCUCAUCAAUGCGGAAGGUGCAAUCAAACUAGCUGACUUUGGGCUCGCGCGAGCCUUCGGAGUGCCUGUUCGCACGUACACCCAUGAGGUUGUCACACUGUGGUAUCGAGCCCCAGAAAUCCUCUUGGGAUGUAAAUAUUACUCCACUGCAGUCGACAUCUGGAGUCUUGGCUGCAUCUUUGCAGAAAUGGUAACAGAUUCUAAAAUCACAAGAAGAGCCUUGUUCCCUGGAGACUCUGAGAUAGAUCAGCUGUUUCGCAUAUUCCGAACCCUUGGAACGCCGGAUGAUUCCAUCUGGCCAGGAGUGACAUCCAUGCCCGAUUACAAGCCCACAUUUCCACGGUGGAUUCAACAGGAUCUUAGUAAAGUGGUCCCCCCUUUGGACGAGAUUGGCAGGGAUUUGUUGGCGCAAAUGCUUCAAUAUGAUCCAAGCAAGCGCAUCUCGGCGAAGAACACCCUGACCCAUCCUUUCUUCCAAGAUGUGACCAAACCGGUCCCUCACCUUCGAGCGUAAAAUUCAGCUGCUCUGAAAAGCCUGAAGUCUCUUGUAGGGAACCGACGAAGAUGUCUAUUCAUACAGUCAGCCCAGUAUUUAUUCGCAGUGCCAAAGAUUCAUUUGUUGGCCACUAACAUCUUGUGAGCUUUUAUUUACAAAUUCCAUCUGAUCUUUGUGGACAUUCAAAUUUAACACUUUUUAUAUUGAAGUAUUUUUUAUAUUCUUCUGCUAAAUGGGUGACAUCCCGUUAGACUACCUCAUGGGGCCAUCUUGGCUAUGACCAAUACAGAUUGAAAGGUUCUGGAAAGUGUUAGUGCUUCCAUUGUAAUACAGAGGGACAGAAUAGUUGUGCUAAAAUUCUCUGUUGCUUAAAGUAUGCUCUAAUUAUAUUGACCAAUUAAUCAAAACAUUUUUUUUAAUAACCCUCAUCUUUUCAUCUAAAAGAAAGCUAAUCUCCAUCUUUAAGCCAAGAAGAUCACGGUUUGAUUCUUCACAUUUACGGAUCUCAGUAAAGUGCCACAAUUUUCUGGGUUUGAAAAGGUGAAAAGGCCAUGAUUUCACUUCCUGGUUACUAUCCAGCAGACCUUGCCGACAGUUUAUAGGUAGGAAUAACAAUGUCAAUGCAAUGCAUCUCGAGGUGGGUGCGUUCAACCAACAUUCAUUCCCCGGUCUGGAUUGUGAAGAGUGACCUUUUAGACAAGCUAGAAACUGCUUGCUGAGCUUGAAGAGUCAGUCUAGAGGAGCGCAAAAAUUAAGUAAUGGGGUGAUAGUUAACCGAAUAGCUGAAAUAGACUGUGUUUUAGAUCCGAUUUAAAGCCAAACCAAACAUAAAUCCGGUGCUUAAAUUAGUUAAUCUCAGCCAGAUUUGCAGUGGAGGACACACUACAGUUUUAAUGAGCAGGGGAAGUUGGCCUGGCUUGGUCACCACUUGGGUGUUUCCAACAGGAAAAAAACGUGUUGGUACGAAUGUCUGGUGAAUAUUUGCUAAAGCAUGUCAAUAAAGUAGAGGGAUGGGUAGUAAAUGCAUCAAAAGGCAAAGAUAGAUUAUAUCGAUAAUACUUUAUUAUAAUUGAUUAGGCUACCAGCGGGUUCACCUAGCAGAUUAAUAUUACAGGUGUAGUUUGUCAGGACGGUCACUUUAGUUCACUGCACCAUGAUUAAGUCAAUCUGAUAAUCUACGUUUCGGUUGCCUUUGUCUCCCGGUAGGAGCGUGACUACUGUAGUUCAGUCUUGACUCCAGCAGGGACGGUGGCACAGUUUGACAGCGUAUACUGGUCUAACGUUAGUGACAAAUUCUUGAUAGUAGAAAAAGCACAAGUAACAAGCGUGGUGAACAAAGAGGGUAGUGAGCUGUACAAAGAAUCCAUGAGCACAUGGUCGUGAAGCUUCUGAAUUGUCUGACCUUUAAUUCGAGUUAAUUUACAAUUGAAUCGAGUUGAAUCAACAAUCCCACGAAAGCUUAAUUAAAACUCUAUAGCUUAAAAUGUCACUUCAAAAUAAUAUAGAAAUGUGAUUUUAAAAACACAAACUUUUAAUCUGCUGUCUAACUUCUAAUCAUGGAUCUGCAAAGGGCAAUAUUCCAGUGUUUUGAGAAUAGUUAUAAAUAUCAUUUGUUUUACACAAGCUCACCUGAAUUCUUAUUGGAGUUUAGCCAGCACAUGUGUGUUUCAAUACAAUCUCGCUGCUCUUACUUUGGGUAGGUGUGCCUGAGUGACACUCCAUUGAUGGGAGAUCAAAUAUUUGUGAUUAAUUGGCUUACAGCGGUGAUUAAAAUUGGGUACAAUGUGUCUGCAGCCCAAACAUAACAGGCAAUUAUACAAGUGUGUAGCCUCUGCUGUGCUGUGUUACUGAUUUUCAAUUUGUCUAUGGGUUGAAUCCUAAUGGUCACUAAAAUAAGCCUCGGGAAUGCCAUAAGCACAUCAAACCCAGUAAAAUGACGAAUACACUGAUGCAGAAACCAGCUAGGUCAAAAUCACAAUGUGAUGUCCACAGAUUGGUUAAAAAUUAUAAUCGCAUAAUUAUUCUCAUGAUUCAUCAAUGUCUUUUGGGGAAAUCUGGGAGGCAGCAACUAGUCUCAGAAUUAUUUUCCUGCCUGCAGACCUCUGAGGGAAACCAGAAUUAGAUCAUUAGCCAAGUGUGUAAAUGGUUGAGAGACGAGAAGGCCCUGAGUGACUCGAUGGUUAAAGCCACUGUUCAGUAAGGAACUGUGCAGCACAGUAGCGGAAAAUUUCUGGUUUAAUCCUGAGUUAGAUGAUAAUGGUGCCUUGCUGCCUGAACUAGAAAGAAGGAAUACUGCCAUAGAUUUUUGUCUCGUGUUCCAUUGUAAUGUCCCUCAGCCAUCCAUUUCAACUUUAGUUCAAUUCACCAACUCGUCCCACACUGUAGUAACUAAUCCUUUUCCGACCAAGUCUUUGGUCUAUUUUAGACUUUGGUAUUUUGACUAUUUUAUAAAGAAAACUCAAACAGCAGUUUAUAUUUUCAAACUUAACUAUCCAUUUUAUGUCUGAAAAGAUUUAUUUAAAUUUGUCGUACAGAUUAAAAUUAAAGAAUGUUGUAAAUUCUGGUUUCCUUGGUGACCCAUUUCUGUACACUCCUGCAUUUUGGCACACUGGCUGUUGUGAUGGCUUGUCUGUGCAACUUGCCAAAAAUAAUGGUCUCAUAAUGGUGCAGUGUCCGCUAUUAGCACCAAUCUGACCCUUUGGGUGAGCUUUGAUUGAUUUCUUUUUUAAACUUGGGGAUUCAUGAGAUUUACAAUGGCCAUGUUUUAAACUUGUGGAAAAUUAAAAAUAUUUGUAAACAAA